Molecule: messenger RNA, 1530 nt
Organism: Lodderomyces elongisporus
Lineage: Eukaryota; Fungi; Ascomycota; Pichiomycetes; Serinales; Debaryomycetaceae
Exons: 2
Coding region: 1-1530 (509 amino acids)
Source: RefSeq, a predicted model, not a curated record
AUGCCCUUUUUUAAUAAAUGUUUUCAAAAUGUCUUUGCAAAGGAUUCCGAACCCGCCAAACCCAAGGUUCGGUUUUUACUUCCAGGGGAGUCAUCAGGCUCACCAAUCUUAGAACCCAGCUCAGUCUAUAGGGACUCCAGGUAUCUAAGAAAAGCUGGAACUGAAACUUAUGGCGAGAUUUUUCAGAAUAAGCUGGAUUACACAGAGCCAUCAACCGGAAUACCAUUAAUUAGAAGGCGCGCUUUAGAAGCUGAGAAUGCAAAGCAACCACCAAAGAACAGCCCUCCGCAUUUCUCUCCACCAAAGUCGAUCUUUGUACGCAUUGCGGAGGAUCCACGUGUUUUUCCCGAUGAUUUUAUGGAUAUGCUGGAUGGCACAGAAGUAUCAGUUGCGUCAGAAUCAGUUGUUUUGCAAAAUGCAGAGUCAAGUUUGAUCUAUGAUAAACUUAGAGGUCCAGUAAAUAUUGGAAUUGAUUUUUCCUCCGAGAGUCGCCAGACAAGGAGGGAGGAUAUAAUUACGGAAUCUGACACAGUAACAAUCCUGAGGAGUGCUUCCCAAGUAGAGGAGGCAUCCAAUAACAGCUUCACCUCGCCCUAUGACAGUCCAAGCCAACUUCAAUUUCAUGUUGCUAAUGAAACCACAGAUGGAAACGCGGAUGUACCAUGUACAUCUGCCUUAUCAGAAUUUGAGUCUAGCUCGGUGUAUGAUGAUGAAAUCAUUCCGAGAGAGGCUCCAUAUCAUGUUGCUAUUAAAACCACAGAUGGAAACGCGGAUGUACCAUGUACAUCUGCCUUAUCAGAAUUUGAGUCUAGCUCGGUGUAUGAUGAUGAAAUCAUUCCGAGAGAGGCUCCAUAUCAUGUUGCUAUUAAAACCACAGAUGGAAACGCGGAUGUACCAUGUACAUCUGCCUUAUCAGAAUUUGAGUCUAGCUCGGUGUAUGAUGAUGAAAUCAUUCCGAGAGAGGCUCCAUAUCAUGUUGCUAUUAAAACCACAGAUGGAAACGCGGAUGUACCAUGUACAUCUGCCUUAUCAGAAUUUGAGUCUAGCUCGGUGUAUGAUGAUGAAAUCAUUCCGAGAGAGGCUCCAUAUCAUGUUGCUAUUAAAACCACAGAUGGAAACGCGGAUGUACCAUGUACAUCUGCCUUAUCAGAAUUUGAGUCUAGCUCGGUGUAUGAUGAUGAAAUCAUUCCGAGAGAGGCUCCAUAUCAUGUUGCUAUUGAAACCACAGAUGGAAACACGGAUGUACCGUAUACAUCUUUUAUACCAGAAUUAGAGUCUAGCUCGCCCUAUGACGUUCCAAGCGCAUUUCCAUUUCAUGUUGCUAUUGAAACCAUAGAUGGAAACGCGGAUAUACCGUAUACAUCUGUCUUACUGGUAUCAGCCCCCUUGUCAGAUGCUGUGAGCUCAGUUGAAAGAACCAAUUGGAAUAACCAAAACUCAGAGGACUGCGAUUUUAAAAACAUCAAUUUCUUCCACUUUGACAAGUUUAAGACUCCCGUCGAUUCAUACUGCGGUGAAUUGUGCCAAUAG